Molecule: messenger RNA, 2122 nt
Organism: Leptopilina heterotoma
Lineage: Eukaryota; Metazoa; Arthropoda; Insecta; Hymenoptera; Figitidae
Gene: Nmt
Product: glycylpeptide N-tetradecanoyltransferase 2
Exons: 8
Coding region: 54-1490 (478 amino acids)
Biological process (GO): N-terminal peptidyl-glycine N-myristoylation
Cellular component (GO): cytoplasm
Molecular function (GO): glycylpeptide N-tetradecanoyltransferase activity
Source: RefSeq, a predicted model, not a curated record
AGAAUUAUCAACUAAUAUUCCAAAGGAAUACCAGAUGUCACUGGAAAUUGCACAUGCGCUUCAGUAAAAUCUAUAUUAAAAUGGAGGAAGAGAAUCAAGUCUUGGAUCGAGAAAUUAAAAAAGACGAAAAUGAGGAUAAAUAUGGAACAUCAGCGAGUGCGAAGAAGCGCAAUCGCAAGAAGAAAAAUCAGACAAAAUCUGUUGGCGAUGAUCAUGAAUCCGGAAGUCGAGAAGAGAUAGUGAUUCCAGGCAACUGUAAUGUUUCGAUUAAAGAUAUUCAGUUGGCAAUGGACGCUCUUAAUCUUCAACAAAAACCGGCGAAAACUCAAGAAGAAGCACUGCAAAAGUCUUAUCAAUUUUGGAGCACACAACCUGUACCUAAAAUGGAUGAAAAAAUUGUGUGCAAUGAAGCAAUUGAAGCUGAUAGAACAAGCAUUAGAGCGGAACCUUAUUCUCUUCCAGCGGGUUUUCAUUGGGAUACGCUAAAUCUCGAUGAUCCAUUAGUUUUGGCAGAAUUAUAUUCAUUACUAUCGGAAAAUUAUGUCGAAGAUGACGAUGCAAUGUUUAGGUUCGACUAUCCACCAGACUUCUUAAAAUGGGCAUUACAACCACCAGGUUGGAGUAAAGAAUGGCACUGUGGCGUUCGUGUAACCAGAAAUUCACGACUUGUAGGAUUUAUUUCUGCAAUUCCUGCCAAUUUACGUGUUUACGAAAGUGUUCAAAAAAUGGUCGAAAUCAACUUCCUCUGUGUUCAUAAGAAAUUAAGAUCGAAAAGAAUGGCUCCGGUUUUAAUUCGAGAAAUCACCAGGAGAGUAAAUCUUCAAGGGAUCUUCCAAGCAGUUUACACCGCUGGAGUUGUACUGCCAAAGCCCAUUGCCACUUGCAGGUAUUGGCAUCGCUCUCUUAAUCCAAAGAAACUUAUUGAGAUUAAAUUCUCGCAUCUCUCGCGUAAUAUGACGAUGCAGAGGACUCUAAAAUUGUAUAAACUGCCGGAGAAUACGAAAGUUCCAGGAUUUAGAAAACUAGUUCCCACCGAUGUUCCUCAAGCUCAUAAAAUUCUAUUCGACUAUCUAAAAAAAUUCGAUUUAGCACCAAUGUUUAGUGAAGAUGAAUUCCGACACUGGUUCCUACCGCAAAAUGGCAUCAUUAACAGUUUUGUGGUAGAAAAUGAUAACAAGAUUACAGAUAUGGUUAGUUAUUAUACUCUACCGAGUUCUGUGAUGCAUCAUCAGACUCACAAAACUUUGGUAGCUGCGUAUAGUUUUUACAAUGUUUCUACAGUUACUCCCUGGGUGGAUCUAAUGACCGAUGCAUUAAUCUCAGCUCGUAAUCUUGGAUUCGACGUUUUCAAUGCUCUUAAUUUAAUGGACAACAAGGAGUUUCUGGAGCCUUUGAAAUUUGGAAUAGGCGAUGGUAACUUGCAGUAUUAUCUGUACAAUUGGCGUUGUCCAAGCAUAGAACCAGAAAAAAUUGGUUUAGUUCUUCAGUAAAAAAAAAAGAAAGAAAAAAGUUAAAAAUUAUUCAUUAUAUGUUCAAAAAAAAAGAAAUUUGUAUGAAAUGAAAAUUUACAAAAAUAAUAAAUAAAAUAAAGUGGAAUUAAAAGUAAAAAGAGAAAAUUUUACAGGAUUGUUAAUCGAGAUUUUUUGGAGUAGCGAUUGUAGUUUUGUUUCUAUUAUUUCAAAUAUUUAGGAUUUCUCUUGAUAAAAUUUUACUCAUGUAGAAAGUUAAAAAAAAGAGAAAUACCCCCAUGGUUUAUAAACAAAGACCGAAUGAUUACACUCCAAAAAGAAAGAAUAUUUAUAAUUAACAUUUCUUUUUUUUUUUAAAUCCUUUUUUAAAAAUGCUCCAAGUGUAAAAUUGUAUAUACACAGGAACACAUCCAUGCAUAUAAAAUAAGCAAUGUAGAAAAGUUACUUUAUAAUUAUAGAAAUAUUAUUAAAUUUGCACAGAGAUCGUCGAUGAAACAAAAUAAAAAGAAAAAAAAAUCUCUUUUCCAUUAUAAUAAUAAACACGAAUUUUUCUGAUAAAAUAUUUGUUGUGAGGGUUAAAAAAAAAUCUUAGUGUAUGUAGUUGAUUUUUCGAUGCUUUUUCCAUUAAAUGUUUUUGCAAAAAUGAAAAAAAA